ACUGUUCCCUUUGUAUACGCAAGUUUUUGUCCUACAAAACUCAGUGUCCGACAUGCUUCGUGGCAGUCUCAGAAUCUGACCUGAAAAAUAACCGGACGUUAGAUGAAUUAGUGAAGAGCUUUAAUUCUGCCAGGCAACAGCUGUUCCAGUUGGUCUUGGAUACUCCACUGAUUUCAUCUCCGGUGGCCUGUAGCAGGCGUUCAGCUGGCAAAAGCCACGUUUGGAGUCCUGUUUCUCAGCCAGUUGUAGAAGAAAAGGUGCCAUUGAUUGACAGUUUCUUGAAAAAGGAAGAAGUUUGCACCUUGACAAAGGCAGACAGCCUGUCGGGAACAGGACAGAAGAUUUUCAAAACGGAGGAAGACUGUAACCUUUACGGCAGUUCUGCACAGGCUGAUGGUGAAGACAAUGAAGUGGGAUCGCAAAAGAGUCCCGAGUGCACGAGAAGCCACGAGAAGCCCUCUACGUCGAUGGUAAAAGCCGUCAAGAGAGUGGCUUGUCCGGUCUGUGAGGUUGCUAUUCCAGAGCAAUAUAUAAACAAACAUCUGGACAGCUGCUUGACAAGGGAAGAGAAGAAGGACAGCCUCCGGAGUUCUGCUCACAAAAGGAAGCCCAUGUCUAAAGUUGUUUACAACUUGCUCUCUGAUCGGGAUUUGAGGAAGAAGCUGAAGGAACACGGUCUGUCCACCCGCGGGACCCGGCAGCAGCUCACCAAGAGACACCAAGAGUUUGUGCACAUGUAUAAUGCUCAGUGUGAUUCUCUAAAUCCCAAAUCAGUUGCAGAGAUCGUUAAAGAGCUGGAGAAGAAUGAGAAGAUUCGGGUUCAGCUUGAAUUUAAUAGAACUGGUGAAAAUAGCCUGACCUUCACAAAGAACCAGACAGAGGAAGAAAUAGAUGAGAUCCACACUGAUUAUCGUAACAAACACAGGAGUGAAUUUCAAUUUUUGGUGGAUCAAGUAAAUACUCGGUGGAAGAAAAGUGGUAAGAGGGAAACAGAAGGUCUUCAAAACAAGGAAGGAAUCACUGUCAAGGAAUUACCAGCGGCCACAGAAGCCAGGGAAGAGCAUCACACAGCUGUUGCCCCUGGAGAAGCCCGGGUGCUCCAAACGGAAACUCCUGAUGUCAGAAGAAGUGACUCUGGUUCCCUGGAGCAGGGCCAGAGAUCAGUCUCCCCUGCAUUCUCCCUGUCGUCUGCAUCAACAAGCAGCUCCAGUUCAGACAUUCUGAGAGAUCUACAAGGGCCUGAGACAUAUUCAGCGUCCUCUGACAACAGUUUUCCAGGUCCGAGAGAUAACAAGAGAAAGUCGCGUCGGCCCCGGAUGCUGGAAAACGAUCGACGGCUCCCCGAGAGGAAGCGCAAGAAGAGCUAG
This is a messenger RNA of Apaloderma vittatum (bar-tailed trogon), 1367 nucleotides long. RefSeq names its product RAD18 E3 ubiquitin protein ligase (gene RAD18). Gene Ontology annotation, molecular function: ubiquitin protein ligase activity; single-stranded DNA binding. The transcript is spliced from 11 exons. NCBI's taxonomy places the organism in Eukaryota, Metazoa, Chordata, Aves, Trogoniformes, Trogonidae. Gene Ontology annotation, cellular component: Rad6-Rad18 complex; nucleus. Gene Ontology annotation, biological process: DNA damage tolerance; protein monoubiquitination. The annotation marks the transcript as partial. The record is from RefSeq and is a predicted model, not a curated record.